Molecule: messenger RNA, 10101 nt
Organism: Leishmania mexicana MHOM/GT/2001/U1103
Lineage: Eukaryota; Euglenozoa; Kinetoplastea; Trypanosomatida; Trypanosomatidae
Exons: 1
Coding region: 1-10101 (3366 amino acids)
Molecular function (GO): protein binding
Source: RefSeq, a predicted model, not a curated record
AUGCGUGCAAGCCGCACCCCGCACCCCUUUUAUCGCCUCUCCCUCCCCCCGUCGAUCCCUCCGCAGAAGCCGCGUCUUGUAGUGGUGCCCACCAACCUUGACAAUGACCCACACAGCACCGCUUCUCUCCGCGCGCCUGUAGCAUCUCAGUUGCCCAUCCGGGAAGCUCUCGCCGCGUCUUUCACUGUGCAGUCGUUGUACAUGCCCAUUCGUGGACUCCGCCCUGAGUGUCGAACCGUCCGAUGUGCGACCAGCAGCAGCAGCAGCCGGGAUGUGGGUCAUCUGAGCAACUAUGACUCGGCUGCCGAUGUGGUUGAAGUGCGACCUAUCCGCACCAUGCAAGACCUGCACACCACGCUACUGGGGUUUGCCCGCGCUGCGGCGACGCCGUUCACCUUGCGCCAAGCAUCCUUGCCCCACAAGGUAAGGGCAGCGACGUGGUCGUCGUCGUCAGCAGCAGCAGCAGCAGAGACGCACAGCGAGGUUGUACUCCACUCGACACUGCUCCCCGACUCCAGCACCCAGUCUUCCGUUCCGGCUACCACCCCGGAAGCUCCUCAGGCGAACUCGUUCCCCGCGUCUGCAGUGCCGAACGGCGAGCGUCACCUUCUUCACCGCCUCCUCCUCCAUCGCCGUGAAGGGCGACGGCGCGAAUGUGACGCUGCCGCACGGAACGCGGCAGAUGGCCCUGGCCUUCCGCCGUCCUCGUCUACCCCGGAGGCGCCGUCGGUGUCGGCGCCGGCCGCGACGCUGACAUUUACGGGGGCCUCAUGGUACCGUGCCUUCCAGCUGUUCAGUGAGGCGGUUCAGCAGCACCACGUGUCGCCAACGGCGCAGCACUUCAACCUGCUUCUAUACAUUGCCCAACAGCACGCACUAUGGGGCCGGGCGGACGACGUGGAAGAAUUUUGGGCGCAUCUGUUGUCUUCAGUGCAGCAGUUGCGACGAGAGAAGAUGCGCGACAAUCGAAAGGCGGAGCAAGCGGAAUGGAAAGGCGAGGAGAGGGUCGGACGACACAGCGCGGCGCCAGAGUUGGAGCAGCUCACGUCGUUGUCUCUACCGGCACACACACCACCAGCGUCGACGUCACCGUCACCUUCCAUCAUCACCCCCACCUCUGCCACAACGGCAGCCGCUCUGACGCGGCAUGUGGACGAGCUGAACGAGAUGGAGCAGGCCCUCAUGCCCAACGCGCAGACGUAUGAGUUGCUGCUCGGUGGCGCGCUGGCACGGGGACUGUGGGGCCGCGCACUCGAGUACUGUGCACUGCGCACUCGCAGUGGCGUUUCGAUUAUGACCGACGCCUCAGUGCGUCAAGUGCUGCAGGCGUACAUUCUCGCAGGGGCAUCCGGCGCCGUCACUCACGCCACCACGUCCCACAUGGCGGCAUCGGCAUCAAAUCUCGCACCGCAUCGACUGAGGACAGAUGAUCGAGGACAGGUCCUUCGCGCGGCGGCGCAACCGCAGCGCAGCAGCAACCACUCCACCGCUCAAGGCGGGUCUGCACAGGAGUCGUACUGGUCCGCCGCGCUGCAUUUUUUUCGGAGAAGCCUCCACCGAGUCUCCACCAUGCAUACGGUGUGGUGCAUGGUAGCGCUGCUGCACCGCGCUAACCACCCGGCAGAGCUUGUGCACGUGGUCAGAGAAGAUUGCGAGCGACUGAUGCAGGCAUCCCUACGAUCCCUUGCCGCUCAUGCGUUGACCUCCGUCGAGAGAGCGGCACUCGUGCGGACCCUAAAGAUGGUGAGUGACGCGGCCUGCGAGCUUGGCGACUGGCGCACAGCGCUGCAGGUGCUGCGCGAGGUUGUGGAGCUGCGCCAUCAGCUGCUCUCCGAGCGCACGGCAUCGUUGGAGCAGCGCUGGGGUGUGCCACACCCAUCAGGAGGAGAGGCGGGCAUGCCGUUUGCCCCUGUCGCAGGCGGAGACGCUGCAAGUGGUGCCCCAGGUGUACCGCUGUCUCACAUCACCACUCAGCAUCUUGCGUCACCGAACCUGAUUGGGGCCGGGAUCAGCGACGAGGACCCCCUUCUCGAUGAGGUGCAGCUCUCCCAGUAUGUUCUGAAGAACACCCUUCACACACUACGGCGCGUGCGCCGCUACGCGCAGGUGAUCGAUGCGUACAGGGACACUCCGGGGCCAUCCGCAGCAGCCGUUGAUGCGGCGGCGGGCGCAGCACGCGAGGAGGAUGACGAUAGUACCGUGGUGUGGCGGAGCAUGUGGACGCCAAGUGCAGUGGGCUACGUGGCGCAGGCAGCGCUGGCGGUGCGAGAUCUGGACUUACUUCUUGAGCUCUGUGGACUGGCACCCCAAGGUUUAGAGGUUGCUUCAGACGACGCAGCAGUGAGCUUGAGCAUCCCUACCGAGGUCUACGAUGCCACCCUGCGCCUUAUCCAGUACAACAUUGUCCGCCAGCGCUGUGAGGAGGAGAAGUCGGGCGUGUACCCAAGCACAGCUGCCGCAGACGGAAAGGGACGCGAUAGGUUGCAGUGGGAUGUCCUCUCGCAGCGCGUGUACAAGGUAUACCGCCAACGUGCUCUUCGCACGCUCGCGGAUGAGACCUCGCCGUACCACGCGUACCUGGAGCGCGCGUGCCAUGCGUCGAGUGGGGGUGAAGGCCAUCCAGCCGUCGCGCGCAGCGCGACAGCAGUGACUGCUGUAGCUAAGCUUGAUGCCCCACUUCUCUCCACCUCGCACAAGCCACUCAUACAGUUUCUGGCGCAGUCCCUCCAGAGCGACGUCGAUUCUUCGCCCGUCACCGCCUCCCUUCAAGAGGAGACCCUGAAGGAGCUCCAGCGCAUCCGCCGUCCCGACACACUGGCCAUCGCACUUGUCAUGGACAUUUUACGCAGCGAAGCAUUGCACCCCCGCCUCUCCGGCAAAGAGGCGCAGUCGCUGCUUGCAGCGGUCCAGCAAGUGUUGGACAUCAUUCUGGCGGAGCAGCACAUGGAGCCCAUCCAGCUGCUGUCGAUGUCGCCGCAUGGCUCAGCUACUCACGAGGCCAACGGCAGCGGCAGCGCACAGUCACAGCAGUCAUCGCGCUACCAUCGCUGCCGGUCAGGCUCCGCCUCUCUCCCCGCCUCCAGACCUGCUGCAGCAGAAGAUGCCUCGAAACUCACACCGGCGCAGCUCGCGUCUCUCUCCACGCUUACAGCCGCUGCCGCUCACAUGAGCUUCGACAUUCUGGCGCGCGUGCAGCCGCUGACGCUGCUGACGUACAUUCCCGCCUGUGUGGAGCUGGCGUGGCUGCCCAGCACCGCAGCGCCGGCACAGCUGCAGCUUGCACAGCAAGCGGUCGUGCAGUGGGCGGACGAAGAGCUCAAGAGGGGUGCCAUUCUUGCCGCCGAACCUCAGCGCGCCGCCAUCCCCCAGAUGAAGUCUACUCCUAAUGGCAUUGUCGGCAGUGGUGGCGCUGCUGCUACGCGCAGUGACGCGAUGGGUGCCAGCCCAGCCGCGAUUGAAGCAAGCGGGAGAAGCGCCGUGGCUCACUUUGUGCUCAUGUAUACACAGUUCUCCUCUCGCAAGGAGAUUAUAUCGAGUGGGGCUCCACCACUCGUCGCGGGAUCGUCCACGGCGGCGGCGGCAGCGAAUGGUCGCGCUGUGCUGGACGCCGCUGCCCAGGUACUGGUGCAGCUUCAGCGAAGCAAGCCGGGUCACCCGCCUACCGCAGCCAUGUCUGCAUUCAUCUCAGUCCUGCGACACGCCUGGACGGAGAAGACAUCCCCUGCCCAUGGACCGCUGCCUCUCGAGACGACGUCGCUGCACAAUGCGGAGCUGGAGCUGGUGGUAGUGACCUCUCUCAACGCGGUGGUGCAGCAGGUGGGUGCGUCCACGGUGGGCCGCUGGACCAUGUGGGGCGACUGCGUCGACAUGGUCAUGACGUACAUGGACUCACCGCUCGCCACUACGCGGCGACGAGGGACACAAAUGGAGAAGGCACCAGCGGCGGUGAUGCACCCCGCGUCCCUGCCGCAGUCUCCCCCCAACUCCUGGAGGCGGGCAGAGGCAACGUACGAGACCUUGCGUGUGCUCCACAUGUUCAUCCGCCUGUGCGACAAGGCCGAGACGGGGUUUGUGGAGCGCGUGACGAUGGACUGGCUACUGCUCGGGGCCGAUAGCACGCGUAGCAGCAGCACCGGGGGCGGUGGAUGUGCUUACCGUGAAAGCAGCGAUAAGGACGCAGCGCGGCACAGCAGGGUCAUCACGCCGGUAGAACACUUGCGGUGCCUCUGUGAACUUGCUCACAAGCAGCUGCGUCGUGCUCCCCCGGCGCCGCAAGAGCCUUUUUCACCGCCAGAGCUAGAGUCGAUGCAGCUGCUGCUGGAUGCACUGACAUGGGCGUGUCGGCGGCAGGCGAAGCCUCUCGUGCGCCGAUUGUACGGGACCCUCGCCCCGUGGCUUGGCACACUCCUUCAGGAUGCUGCCCUGCCGCCACCGACCUCGCCAACAAGCCGCGCGCGGUCUGUCGCUGCCGGUGCUGAGUCAGCUGGGGAAAAGGGGGAGCUGCUCCAUCACCAGCUGAGCCGCCUGCGUGAGACGGCACUCACUGCGUGCAUGACAGUGGCGCAGUGUCUCUCAAGCGGACCUCGUGUGGAGGUGUUGCAGGAUUGGUCGCUGCAGCUCCGCGCUCUUCGCCAGCUGACCAAUCAAGGCAACGACUCAGUCUCGCUAUCGGACUUCGGCAGCCAGCAAAAGGCGGCGGCUCUCAUCGACGGUAUCGCCGCCGUCGCCGUUAAGCUGAAGCGAACCUGGCGGUACCUCUUGACCGAGCUCGCCCUCGACAGUCACCGAGCGGUCGGUGAGGCGCACCAGUGGCGAAGCGCCUCAUCAUCGCUGCUGCCCUUGCAGCUGCCGGAAACCGUCCUACGCCACAGGAAAGAGGUUGAAGACGCUGCUGAGUCAUUUUCGGCGUGGUGCGGCGCAGAACUUCUCCCGCGGCUGGUCCUCCCGUGCUUGCGUGCAUGUGUGGAGCAUGACACGCUGAGAGGUACCGCGCCUCCCAUCGCGCCACCACCCGGUGCGACGCCUUCGUCGCCGCGUGCCCUCGUCACGGCGGCACUGCACAAGGUGGUCGAGGCUGUUUGGGAUGUCGACUUCACUGCCUUUGUGUGGCAAGUCCGCUUCUGCGCACGCGAGGGUGUCGAUGACGGUGGUGCGCGCGUACAGAUGCUGGGACGGCUGCGCAGUCGCGGUUAUCACACCCUCAGCAUGGAACUCUGCUGGCCAAAUGCGGACGGUGCGUCACAGCAGUUGGCACGUCACCUCUAUAUUUGGAUCCUCUUCACCGUCCACGGCGCCCCGGUGGGGGCGGGGGUAACAGAACUUUGUCGCGACCUUGCCACCCUCGACGUCUUUCACGGGAUACAGCGUGCCACGAAUUGUGCGGUUGCACAGUCAGGUCAAUCAGCGGCCGGCUGCACCGCCACCGCGGCCUCGCCGAUGCCGUUCUUUCUCUUCUUUGCGCAGGAGGUGGACACGCUCACCGAAGCGAAAGUUGCGGAGGCACUUUCCUCUGCCACCUGUGCCAACUCUGCUGCCACCGCCGCUGCUGCUGCUGCUGGCACCGAUGACUCAUCAUCGCAUGUGGUGGGAUUAGCGCGGAUGGCAGACGGCCGCACUGCCAUGGAGCACCUCACGAAGCCCCUGGUGCACUACACCCCGUCGGUGCUGCGCGUCGUGCAACAGGCAGCGCAGUGGGUGCUGUACCUCACUCUCUGCGAAGGUACGGCAGAUGUGCAGGCCGCUGGAGGAGUCGCGGAGGCGGUUCACGCGCAUUCGCCUUGUCCUUUGUCCGUCGUGGCUCAGAAACCUCGAUCUGUAGGCUGCGCUGUCACCGCCCGCGCCGCCCUUCCUUCUGCGCUGCUGCUGCGUCGCUCCCUGGCCUGGGCAGGGCAGGCGCACGCCUAUCAUGCUCUUCUGCGUGUGGUCGAGGCGGCGGCACAUGAAACCCUGCGGGAGCCAGAGGCAGUCGUGCACGUCUUCCGCUACAUGGAGCGACUUGGCCGCGCAGCAGAGGGUGCGGACGUGGCGACGAGAGAAGGAGAGACCAUCUUGACCCCCACCCCUGUGGAGGGGUUUCUGGCCUUCUACAUGAACUCUACCACUCUGCGCCGCGCGUCUCCAGUGAGUGACCGGGUAUGUCUCGCUGCUCUCCUCGCAUGCGCCGCGAACGUCCGCAGAGACGACGCCGCCACGUCGCCACCCACCGUUGACCUCCUCACGUUGCUCACCGCCUUCACUCACGUUGUCUCGGACCACCUUGUGACCGAGUGGCAGCAGGGCCGCCUCUCCCCGCAUCAGUCCGCUGUCUUGACGGAGUGGAUGCUACAAUUUGUCUGGGGAGGGGUAGCGGCUUCGCUGAUGGACGCGAGCACCGCCUCUCUGAAGCGCUACGGGGUUGUCACUGCUGCGGCCGCUGAUGGCAACGUCACUGUCGUCCCCUCCGCCGCAUUACCACUGCGCAGGGCUUCGAUGCAGUGGCUGCUCGUGACGCGUGGCACCAUUGUGCCCCCGCCGCUACGGGACGAAGGGGCUGAAGCAUUGAAGCCAUCCGCUUCUGCAGAAGGUCAUAGCGCACCCCAAGCACCACCAUCACAAGCUGCUGCUUCAGCGGAGCGCAUUGCCUCCCUCGUGACAGCGCUGGACAAGGCCAGUCAGCGUUUUGCAGAACGUUUAGGUGGGGUGGUUGGAUCGCCUAACGCAACAGAUGCACUACCCGACGACUGCACCAGUAUGUUAUCAAGGGAGAACCUAGCCAGUGAGCUGCUGCCGUGCCAUCUGUCCGUAAGCUCUCCACCUGCUGACGUGAAUCUCGUCCGCAAGGUGCUACAGCAGCUUUCCACCCGGCACGCCGCUCAGCAGCUGUUGCACCGCUACCAAAGCUCUCACGAUACACUGCGUUCACCGGUGCGGGUGCAGGACACGGAGGCGGAUGUGCUUCUGCAAGUGCUUCCAGAAGCGGCACGCAACAGCGCCAACGCCAUCCUACGAGGCGGCGCGGACCCUGCCGUCUCGUACAACGGCGACUCGGCACAUGAAGCCUCGAGGCAGAUGGCAAGAAGCCACGCUCGACAGUCGCUGCGGUCGACUCCUGCAGCUAAUGAGGAGGAGAGAGCGGCGCUGGAGAACUGGCUCGGUGCGGCCGUUUCAAGUCUGGCAUCCACGACACCAGGCCUCGCGCCGCCACCCCCUCUGCCAAUGAUAGUGCGGUGGCCAGAGCAGGAAGGAGGUCGCACGUGGAGUGCACUUUACAUGCAGCUCCUAUCCGUCACCAAGGGCCUGCAUCAAGGCCGCGCGGAGAGGGCGCACAGCGUGGCACGCGCAUCAGAAAGCCUGCACAACCUCGACGGUUACGUUCGGCGUCGCGGUGUCAUGCUGCGCCCUGCGUUGCUGCGGUUGAUGUCGAAUCUGGCUGGCACUUCCAGUCGUCCCGAUCCAGCGUCCCCACCCCCGUCUCCCAGCGCAGAUGGUGACGUCGGCCCGUGUGUGUGCUCGCUGCUUCUUAUGUGCUAUGUUCUACUCCCACUGCGGUCACUGCGGCCGCCGCCGUCGCUGGCGGAGGUGCUGGCAGUGCUGCGUCAAGAGUUGUGGAGGCUUCUCCUCACCUGUAGCAGUGCGAGCGGAGCUGGCGAGUGUGCACCACAUGCGUCUGGACAUCCUCCCCGCACCUCUUACAACGCGCUGGUACAGCUCUGUGUGCGUCCGUUGAUGCUCGAAGCACUCCCGCCACUCCACCUCUCCACCUUUGCCAGCAGCGAGUCCGGGGCAGCGGCGUUUGAGGCCGUCGCAUCUGGGCUUCUUCUGGCGCACCGCGUGAGCGCAGACGUGGUUGAAAUCCAAGCGCUUUCCUCCACCUUGGCGGAUACGGCGGCGACAUGCUCAUCUCACAGCACCACGGCUCCAGACGCGAAUCCCGUGGACGCCCUGCAGCAGAUCGCACGCGAGUUUCUCCACCUCGCUGGUCAGGAGCUUUACUAUCUCCACACCAGCUCCGCCUUGCCUGCAUCUUCGCCAGAGCUACUCCAGGUGCUGUAUGGACGGCUCGUGCGUGCCUGGAUGCAAGCGGGGGUCUUGCUCGGCGACGCGCGCUCGCUGCUGUGGUGUGGCCAACGCCUCACCGCUUGGUCGCUGCAGAGGCACCAGGAAGCGACAGCGUUGGCGUGGAUCGCCGAGGGACACGGUGCGGUGUCAUCCGGCACCGCGCAGUCCAGUGAAGUGGCCGCCGCUGGUGCGGCUACGGAGUGGCUGUGCGUGUUACCGGUCGCUGUGUUACUUGCGGCGGUCUGCAGUCCCGCCCUCCGCAGCAGCACAGGGGUAAGCGAGGCGCUGUCUUCGCUUGCUUCUGUGCUGCCUCUUCCCCAUAGUAUCCGCGACUCCGCGUCCAACACCCAGGAUGACAGCGGCGCGGUUGCGGCGGACGAGUAUGUCAGUUUGUUUCGCCACUGGCAGCAACUGUUGCAGGGACGUGUGACCGAGGCGCCCAGAAGACAUCGUGGUUGUCAGCAGCAGCACUGGCUUUCGUGUCACGGGCCUUUCGCCCUCAUCCUUCAUGGCAGUGUGCCUGCGGACGCGACUCCGGCACUCAUUAAAGCGGUGCGUCGGCAGGUCGAGGACUACCUCGCCGGUUCAGCGGCCUGGUAUCCGCCGCAGUCGCAGCAGGUCACACCCGUGUCCUCCGACAUGCCCCCAGCUCUCGGAGGCGGUGACAGCCGCGGCCAUGCCACGAUCGCUCCCGCUGACCUUUGUGCAGCCUUCCAAUGUGUAAAGGACGCCAGUGAAAGUGACAUGCGAGCCUUUAUGCGACUGGAGGCGGCGAAGCGCGCUCCUGGCGGCGAGGGCGUUGUCAAAGGGGAGCUGAAGAAGGCGCUCGAAGUCCAAGCGGCCUGGCAUCUUAUUCAUCGUGCAGCGGUGCAGGAGCGUCAGCAGUUCGGCUCAGGGAGCGGUGCGUCCGCCCGGUGGACGCCUUUGGUGCCGCCUGCGGCAUGGCGAGCGUACCUCCUGAAUCUCCACCCGGUAGUCCCCCACUCCGUGCACUUCAUUCCCAUGGCUGUGACGGAGGUGCUCAUGCUGCAUAGCUGCACGACGUGGGCGGAGGGACUGGCUGUGCUCGAGCAUUCACUAGAGACGCUGCAUCGCUCUGGCGCCACGCCUGUGCAGCAAUACAUGGCGCAGCUCUUGCUGGAACGGGUGCGGCGCACGCAGCGGAGCGCUGAAGGGUUCAAGACAGCUGAUGGACGAGUGGAGGAGCACCAUUUCUGUGCUGGGCUGGAGACAUACAGGUACACUGUGCAGCAGCAGCCUACCGAUGAAGUAACGAGCGGAGGAAAGCGGGUAGUGUUUCCACGUUGGCGUCUGUGGUACCAGCACAUGGCACAGCGUUCGGCACACGGCACGGCGGCGCUGGUGUGCCACAUCGUUGAUCUCAUGCUUGUUCAUCACAUCCAGACCACUCGUGCCUCGCCGCGCGACACCACCACUCGCUCGCCUUCUGUGUUGGCGAAGCACACCCUCAUGGAGGCCCUGCGCUGCGGCGUUCACGACCCUGCUUUGACCCGCGUUCUUUUCCGUCUUUUCUGGGCCGAGCAGCACCGCCGCGUCGAGGGCGCGCACGUGUUCUUGUCCGCGCUGCGGGCCGCCAAGCUGGCGCGGAGCGACGCACUCGCUCUGGAAGCGAUGCUAACGUAUUUACGGGUUUCCGACUCGAACGCGGUCACCACGCAGCGGAGGGCAGAGUGGAGCUCGCGUGUUCUGCAGGUCAUCAAUGCCUGGGAAGUCCGUGCCACCAUCCCAGGCUCACGCGUACCUUCCUCGGGCUUCUCCUCUGUCUCUGCGUGGCAGCACCUUAAGGUGGCCGCUGAGGUGGCGGCAGAGCUUCAGGGACCGACGCACCGCUUCUCCGUCGAGGCGCACCGCGCGACAUGGAAAUCGUGGACAGUGCUGUGUCGCCUGCAGGUAGUGCCCAAGGACGUAGCGCUCUGCGUCGUCCAUCUCUUCAAGCAGUACGACCGCCUCACCGAGGUGGAGGAGCUUAUGGUGGCCACCUGCUAUGACAUGACAAUGGCGCAAGCGGCGAGGUGUGUCGGUGGUGGUGAUGCUGAAGAGUAA